Messenger RNA from Dipodomys ordii (Ord's kangaroo rat), 5812 nucleotides. It is a transcript of the gene Bcr, whose product is annotated as breakpoint cluster region. The transcript is spliced from 23 exons. The record is from RefSeq and is a predicted model, not a curated record. Gene Ontology annotation, biological process: positive regulation of GTPase activity; intracellular signal transduction. NCBI's taxonomy places the organism in Eukaryota, Metazoa, Chordata, Mammalia, Rodentia, Heteromyidae. Gene Ontology annotation, molecular function: guanyl-nucleotide exchange factor activity; GTPase activator activity. The annotation marks the transcript as partial. Gene Ontology annotation, cellular component: membrane.
GACGAUGCCGACCCGCCGCCUGCCGAAGAGCCCGAGGGCCGGCCCGACGGUGAAGGGUCUCCGGGCAAGGCCCGACCGUCGGCUACCCGAAGAUUCGGGGCCGCCGCGCCCCCGGACCGAGACGAUCGAGGCCCUCCCACUAGCGUGGCGGCUCUUAGGUCCAACUUCGAAAGGAUCCGUAAAGGCCCUGGGCAGGCUGGGGCGGCAGAUAGCGAGAAGCCUUUCUAUGUGAACGUCGAGUUUCACCAUGAGCGUGGCCUGGUGAAGGUCAAUGACAAAGAGGUGUCGGACCGAAUCAGUUCCCUGGGCAGCCAGGCCAUGCAGAUGGAGCGCAAGAAGUCCCAGCAAGGGGCUGCGCAGGGCCUGGGGGACGUGCCCAGGCCGCAUUACCGCGGGCGCUCUUCUGAGAGUAGCUGCGGCCUCGACGGCGACUAUGAAGACUCCGAGUUGAAUCCCCGCUUCCUGAAGGACAACCUGAUCAAUGCCAAUGGCGGCGGCAGGCCCCUUUGGCCGCCCCUGGAGUACCAGCCCUACCAGAGCAUCUACGUCGGUGGAAUGAUGGUGGAAGGGGAGGGUAAGGGUCCCCUUCUGCGUAGCCAGAGCACGUCAGAGCAGGAGAAGCGCCUCACCUGGCCCCGCAGGUCUUACUCCCCCCGGAGCUUUGAGGACAGUGGAGGUGGUUAUACCCCGGACUGCAGCUCCAAUGAGAACCUCACAUCCAGCGAGGAGGACUUCUCCUCUGGCCAGUCCAGCCGAGUGUCCCCAAGCCCAACCACCUACCGAAUGUUCCGGGACAAGAGCCGCUCACCCUCACAGAACUCGCAGCAGUCCUUCGACAGCAGCAGCCCUCCUACACCACAGUGCCAGAAAAGGCACAGACAGUGUCAGGUUGUGGUGUCUGAGGCUACCAUCGUGGGGGUCCGCAAGACUGGACAGAUCUGGCCCAGUGAUGGAGACAGCACUUUUCAUGGGGACACAGAUGCCUCAUUUGGAACGCCUCCUGGGUACAGCUGUGCUGCGGACCGGGUGGAAGAACAGCGCCGGCAUCAAGAUGGGCUACCCUACAUUGAUGACUCACCUUCUUCCUCCCCCCAUCUAGGAAGUAAGGGCAGGGGCAGCCGGGAUGCUUUGGCCUCAGGAGCCUUGGACCCCACCAAAGCGAGUGAAUUGGAUUUGGAAAAGGGCUUGGAGAUGAGAAAAUGGGUCCUAUCUGGAAUCCUGGCCAGUGAGGAGACUUACCUGAGCCACCUGGAGGCACUACUACUGCCCAUGAAGCCUCUGAAAGCUGCUGCUACCACCUCCCAGCCUGUGCUGACCAGCCAGCAGAUUGAGACCAUCUUCUUCAAAGUGCCUGAGCUCUAUGAGAUCCAUAAGGAGUUCUAUGACGGACUCUUCCCUCGAGUACAGCAGUGGAGCCACCAGCAGCGAGUGGGCGACCUCUUCCAGAAGCUGGCCAGCCAGCUGGGUGUAUACCGAGCCUUUGUGGACAACUACGGGGUUGCCAUGGAAACAGCUGAGAAGUGUUGCCAGGCCAAUGCUCAGUUUGCAGAAAUCUCUGAGAACCUGAAAGCCAGAAGCAACAAGGAUGCCAAGGACCCAACGACCAAGAACUCUUUGGAAAACCUGCUCUACAAGCCUGUGGACAGGGUGACAAGAAGCACGCUGGUCCUCCACGACUUGCUGAAGCACACUCCCUCCAGCCACCCUGACCAUCCCCUGCUGCAGGAUGCCCUCCGCAUCUCUCAGAACUUCCUAUCCAGCAUCAAUGAGGAGAUCACACCCCGCCGGCAGUCCAUGACAGUGAAGAAGGGAGAGCACCGGCAGCUGCUGAAGGACAGCUUCAUGGUGGAACUGGUGGAGGGAGCCCGCAAGCUGCGUCACGUCUUCCUGUUCACGGACCUGCUCCUCUGCACCAAACUCAAGAAGCAGAGUGGAGGCAAAACCCAACAGUAUGACUGCAAAUGGUACAUUCCACUCACGGAUCUCAGCUUCCAGAUGGUGGACGAGUCAGAGGCAGCACCCAACAUCCCUCUGGUGCCAGAUGAGGAGCUAGAUGCCUUGAAGAUCAAGAUCUCUCAGAUCAAGAGUGACAUCCAGAGAGAGAAGAGGGCAAACAAGGUCAGCAAAGCCAUGGAGAGGCUGAAGAAGAAGUUGUCAGAGCAGGAGUCACUGCUUCUACUGAUGUCUCCCAGCAUGGCCUUCAGGGUCCAUAACCGCAAUGGCAAGAGUUACACAUUCCUGAUCUCCUCCGACUAUGAGCGAGCAGAGUGGAGGGAGAAUAUACGAGAGCAGCAGAAAAAGUGUUUCAAAAGCUUCUCUCUGACAUCUGUGGAGCUGCAGAUGCUUACCAACUCAUGUGUGAAACUUCAGACUGUCCAUAGCAUUCCACUGACCAUCAACAAAGAAGAUGAUGAAUCUCCUGGACUCUACGGCUUCCUGAAUGUCAUCGUCCACUCAGCUACCGGGUUCAAGCAAAGUUCAAAUCUGUACUGCACCCUGGAGGUGGAUUCCUUUGGUUAUUUUGUGAAUAAAGCAAAGACACGUGUCUACAGGGAUACCACAGAGCCAAACUGGAAUGAGGAGUUUGAGAUAGAGCUGGAAGGCUCCCAGACCCUGCGGAUACUAUGCUAUGAAAAGUGCUACAACAAAAUGAAGAUCCCUAAGGAGGAUGGCGAGAGCACAGACAGGCUCAUGGGGAAAGGCCAGGUCCAGCUGGACCCCCAGGCCCUACAGGACAGAGACUGGCAACGGACUGUCAUCGCCAUGAAUGGGAUUGAAGUCAAACUCUCUGUCAAGUUCACAAGCCGUGAGUUCAGCUUGAAGAGAAUGCCUUCCCGCAAACAGACAGGGGUCUUUGGAGUCAAGAUUGCUGUGGUCACCAAGAGAGAAAGGUCCAAGGUGCCCUACAUUGUACGCCAGUGUGUGGAGGAGAUUGAGCGCCGGGGCAUGGAGGAGGUGGGCAUCUACCGUGUGUCUGGAGUGGCCACCGAUAUCCAGGCACUGAAGGCUGCAUUUGACGUCAAUAACAAGGACGUGUCGGUGAUGAUGAGUGAGAUGGAUGUGAAUGCUAUUGCCGGCACACUGAAGCUUUACUUCCGGGAGUUGCCAGAGCCCCUCUUCACUGAUGAGUUCUACCCCAACUUUGCUGAGGGCAUCGCUCUUUCAGACCCUGUUGCAAAGGAGAGCUGCAUGCUCAACCUGCUGCUGUCCCUCCCAGAAGCCAACCUACUGACCUUCCUCUUUCUUCUGGAUCACCUGAAAAGGGUGGCUGAAAAGGAGACCGUGAACAAGAUGUCCCUGCACAACCUUGCCACAGUCUUCGGCCCCACACUGCUGCGGCCCUCAGAGAAGGAGAGCAAGCUCCCUGCCAACCCUAGCCAGCCCAUCACCAUGACCGACAGCUGGUCCCUGGAGGUCAUGGCCCAGGUCCAAGUGUUGCUGUACUUCCUGCAGCUGGAGGCCAUCCCUGCCCCUGACAGCAAGAGACAGAGCAUCCUGUUCUCCACCGAAGUCUAAAGGCCAAGCAGCAUCUCCUUAAGAGGCCAGCCGAACAGCCUGGAAACCUGUGGCAAAACAGGCCAUCUGCAAAGUGGGAACCAAACCGCAGGCCAUUCCAAGAGCAGGUCAUCUGCCAAGAGACAAGUACCCAAAGCAGGCCAAGUGGCCCUGGUAGAUCCCAGCCAAGUGGAUCUGCAAGCCCUGAGCUGGCCUUAGACUGUGGUUUUUCAUGCCACCACCAGAGGGUGCCCCAAGCCAGCAUGUCUUAGUGUGGAGGCCUGGCUGCAGGGAGAGAAGGUGAAGAGAGUGGUUUUUAUGAACUUAAUUUAUCAGAGUUUAAAAGAUUUCUACUGGAUCACUUGUCAAGAUGCACCUCUCUGGAGAGAUGGGAACGCCACCAAAUUCCCUCACUAUUGUGUCUUGAAUAAAAUGCUGCUGCUGCUGCUUCAUACUGUGGGGGGCCACAGCCCUGUCCCUGUGUAGGAGGGGGCAUUCCAAUUUCCCUGACUUAGAAAUUCAAUUGUAUUCGUUAACAGGGUUUGAGAAGCUAAGUCAACACUGUGUAGCAUUGAUUCACAGCUUGCUCCUUUUUUCUUUCUAGGAUUUCUGUACAGAAAUGGGUUGGCUUCCCCUUCUUGUUGCUUUGUUUUCUUCUUUUUUAUGUUCCUCAGAAGACAAUGUAGUCUACAGCAGAGAAGUAUAAAGGGACCAGACACCAGUGGGAAAGACACCCAGGCUGGCUCUCUUCUGGGAGAGUGACCACAUCUACCCAUCCUAACUGCCCGCCUGCUCUUGGCUGUCCUUCUUGGCUUAUGAAGGCCUUGAUUUCUCUUUGCUCACUCUGCCUGCUCCCUCCCUUCCCUCCUCCUUGCUCCAUCACUUCCUUUCCUCGCUCUCAGCUGAACAGACUCAGUUUACUUUUGUACAAGUUUCUUCUCUGUGGUGGCAGCGUGCUGACAGCUUGUUUUAAAACUUUGAUCCGAAAUAGCCUUUUGAUACUUGAAUAUUUUUAAGUUUUAUACAUAGUUUCUAAUUUUUUUCCUAACAGAUUCAGUUACCUAGUAAAAUAGGAGAAUGUACUCUGGACAGUCUGUAUCCCGGCAGCAUUUGUCUUCCCCUUAAGCACCAGCUCUGCUUGUAGUGGGAGUCAGUUCUGACCUCUCUGUAGAAUGAGAAGCUUGAGGGGUUUAGGAAAGCCAGGCACGGGAAAGCAGGGGCGGCUUCCACCACAAAGUUGACAGUGGAUAGUCCUGUUCACCCACCCCCGUUGCCUGCACUCGGGCUGGGACCAGGAUCUCUGUGCCUCCCUGGCCACCCAGCUUAGAGAAGAGAGGAUGCCACCAAAUAUUUUAAAUAUGCACAUCACUCGUAAAAAGAGGGAGUUGGGGAUGGAAGGAAGGAACUGAACUACAGUUCCAGUGCUGGUUCUGCCACUAACCAGAGGACGGAAGCGGGGCAUGAGAACACUAGUACCUGCUGGGACAUUUCCCAUGACCCUUGGUAUCAGGGGACAGACAGCAAUGCAUACCUUCUGCCAAGCCUAUAGCACAUGGCAGAGCCCUUGACAGCCAGGGACAAAAGGUAAAAAACAAGGCCAGGACAAAUCUCCAUUGCACAGUGUACAGAUACUGUCUUUUUUCCUUGUAUAGCACAGGGCCACCCUCUUGGGUGAUGAGAACAGAAACUGCUUGUGCUCCUAUCUGCACCAAUUUCCAUCCGUCUCAGGCCCCUCCAGCCCCUCAAGAGAAACACUUUGCUUAGAAAAGCCAAACGCAUCCCUUAAUGUCUCUUCCCUCUAGUAUCUCUUGAUUUGCAUCUAUCGCCUUGAAACUGGAAAGCAAUAUCUCAGCAUCUGUGCCAAUUCCCAUUUCCUCACCCACCCUCCUCAUUUUGCCUUUUAUUUAUAUGGGACGUGUGCUCUUUCAUAAUGGAAUGACCACUCUGUAGUUGUAAAGUGCUCCUCCACUACCAGGCCACUGUGGUGGUAAUGGUGAUCGCUUUAGAACUGAGGCUGCCUCCAUUUUCCCAUCUUAACGCAUUGCCAGCCUGUGUGUGAGUUGACAAAGCUUCACAGGGCCGGGAAAAUAGUGAUUUUUCUGGAGUCAGCAGGUCUCAGCUCUGGGCAAAGGCCCAGAGCCCUUGUGACCACCCUGAGUCCAGGGCACAGCAAGUGUAGCUUCUAGGCAGCAGCCCGGCCUUCCUUUGGUGGGUAGUUGGUCUCUGAGCAGCUGUGAUCCUGUUUAGAGGUCAGCUGUCUAUAUACCCCCCUGGGAAAAAGUACUGUGGACACUUUCAUUAAAGUUACCUAAGAUGA